Molecule: messenger RNA, 7228 nt
Organism: Stegostoma tigrinum
Lineage: Eukaryota; Metazoa; Chordata; Chondrichthyes; Orectolobiformes; Stegostomatidae
Gene: lrp4
Product: low density lipoprotein receptor-related protein 4
Exons: 38
Coding region: 358-6090 (1910 amino acids)
Biological process (GO): Wnt signaling pathway involved in somitogenesis; chemical synaptic transmission; canonical Wnt signaling pathway
Molecular function (GO): calcium ion binding; protein binding
Source: RefSeq, a predicted model, not a curated record
GUCUCCCCCUAUCCCCUGUGGAUGGAGUGGUGCACUCCAUGCUCCUUUUUUUUGCCAGUGCAUGGGUGAAAUGCUCGCAAAGCCGGAGUGAGCAGGCACUUUGGCGUCAUGUUAAACUGCGGCGCUCUCAACUUUCAUCUUACACAGAGCUAAAGGGAAACACUGUAACCAGGAACCCCGGCGCAGCUAACCAUGAUCUGACCAUCUCUCCGUCUGCUGAGGCUUUGCUUUUGUUUUUUUUCCAAAAAAGCAUUAGAGAGACAUUUUGUUCCUUUCUCAUAAUAAAUACAUAUAAAAUAAUUUUUAAGUAGUUCUGGCUAAAUCGACACAAAUCUCCAGGAGUGAGGCAAGAUCAGAAUGCAGCGUGUCACGCUGCUAUUUGGCUUCCUGGCUGUUACUGUGUCUCCAACCCAAGGUGUGACAGGAUCAGGAGGCAGUGAAUGCUCGUGUGGCAGAAAUCAUUUCACUUGUGCAGUGAGUGCCUUUGGUGAAUGCACCUGCAUACCGGCCCAAUGGCAAUGUGAUGGGGACAAUGACUGUGGUGACCACAGUGAUGAAGAUGGCUGCAUGCUGCCGACUUGCUCCCCUCUGGAAUUCCAUUGUGACAAUGGCAAAUGCAUUCGGCGUUCCUGGGUCUGUGAUGGUGACAACGACUGCGGGGAUGAUUCCGAUGAGCAGGAUUGUCCACCUCGAGAGUGUGAGGAGGAUGAAUUUCACUGCCAGAAUGGUUACUGUAUACGCAGUCUGUGGCACUGUGAUGGAGACAAUGACUGUGGAGACAACAGUGAUGAACAGUGUGACAUGAGGAAAUGUUCCGACAAAGAAUUUCGUUGCAAUGAUGGUAGUUGCAUUGCAGAACACUGGUAUUGUGAUGGAGACACAGAUUGUAAAGAUGGUUCAGAUGAAGAAGGCUGUCCUGCUGACGUUCCUGUUACCAAUUGCAGUGUCGAGGAGUUUCAAUGUGCUUAUGGCCGUUGUAUUCUCGAUAUAUACCAUUGUGAUGGCGAUGAUGAUUGUGGAGACUGGUCUGAUGAGUCAGACUGUGCAUCCCAUCACCCCUGUCGAUCAGGUGAAUUUCUCUGCAACAGUGGGCUCUGCAUCAACGCUGGCUGGAGAUGUGAUGGUGACUUUGACUGUGACGAUCAGUCCGACGAGAAAAAUUGCACUGCCUCACAGUGUACCACAGACCAGUUCCGCUGCAGGUCAGGCCGUUGCAUCCGGUUGUCUUGGCGAUGUGAUGGAGAGGACGAUUGCUCUGACAACAGCGAUGAGGAAGACUGUGAGAAAACAGAACUCCCACACUGUGCUCCAGAUCAGUUCACAUGUGGCACUGGGCGCUGCAUUGGGCAACGGAAAGUGUGCAAUGGUGCCAAGGAUUGCCAAGAUGGCAGCGAUGAGAUCCCACAUCAGAAUUGCCGUGAACCUUCUGAGGGGGAAAGCUGCAGUGUGGACAAUGGUGGGUGUGCACACAAGUGUCAGCAAGUUCGAGGUAUUGUCCAGUGCACAUGUCACACAGGCUAUCGAUUAAUGGCGAAUGGAAAGCUGUGCCAAGACAUUAAUGAGUGUGCUGAGGAUGGAUACUGCAGCCAAGGCUGUACCAAUUUGGAUGGAGGAUUCCAGUGCUGGUGUGUACAGGGUUAUGAACUACGUCCUGACAAGCGAGGCUGCAAAGCACUUGGGCCAGAACCAGUGUUGCUGUUUGCAAAUCGCAUUGAUAUUCGCCAGGUACUUCCCCGACGGUCAGAGUACACACUCCUCCUCAACAACUUGGAGAAUGCCAUUGCCCUGGACUUCCACCACAACAAGGAGCUUGUGUUCUGGUCAGAUGUGACCCUGGACCGCAUUAUGAAAGCCAAUCUGAAUGGGAGUAAUGUGGAGGAAGUGGUGUCAACAGGUCUGGAGAGUCCGGGUGGGCUGGCCAUUGAUUGGAUCCAUAACAAGUUAUACUGGACUGAUUCUGGGACAUCGCGUAUCGAGGUCUCUAAUCUGGAUGGAACACAGAGAAAAGUACUUUUGUGGCAAAAUUUGGAGAAACCCCGAGCCAUCGCAUUACAUCCAAUGGAGGGAACUAUUUAUUGGACAGACUGGGGUAACACCCCCCGGAUAGAAUAUGCAGCCAUGGAUGGUUCUAACCGCAAAAUCAUUGCAGAUACUCAUCUCUUCUGGCCAAAUGGGCUCACCAUUGACUAUGCAGGACAAAAGAUGUACUGGGUAGAUGCCAAACAUCAUGUGAUCGAGCGUGCAGACCUUGAUGGUCAGAACAGAAAAGCAGUGAUCAGCCAAGGCCUCCCUCAUCCCUUUGCCAUCACGGUGUUUGAAGACAGUCUAUACUGGACAGACUGGCACACCAAAAGCAUCAACAGUGCCAACAAGUUUACUGGGAAAAACCAGGAGAUUAUCCGCAAUAAACUACAUUUCCCAAUGGAUAUCCAUACACUCCAUCCACAGAGACAGCCAGCAGCAGGGAGAAAUCGCUGUGGGACCAACAAUGGAGGGUGUAGCCACCUUUGCCUGCCCAGCAGUGCCAAUUACACCUGUGCCUGCCCGACUGGUUUCAAGAAAGUCGAUGACUACAAUUGUGCUGGAAGUCUUGACAAGUUCCUGCUUUUUGCUCGAAGGACGGACAUCCGUCGCAUCAGCUUUGACACUGAGGACAAGUCUGACGAUGUCAUUCCACUGGCUGAUGUGCGCAGUGCUGUUGCACUUGACUGGGAUGCCAAAGGGGAAUACAUUUAUUGGACAGAUGUCACUACUGACUCUAUCAACAGGGCUAAAUGGGAUGGAACACAGCAGGAGGCUAUCACUGUCACUAGUCUGGAAAGUCCUGCAGGACUGGCUGUUGACUGGGUGACAAACAAACUUUACUGGACGGACGCAGGCACUGACAGAAUCGAGGCCUCAAACUUAGAUGGCAGCAUGCGCACAGUCCUUAUCUGGGAGAACCUGGAUAGACCCAGGGAUAUUGUGGUGGAUCCAAUUGGAGGGUACAUGUAUUGGACAGACUGGGGAGCCAAUCCUAAAAUAGAACGUGCAGGGCUGGACGCCUCUGAGCGGACAGUCAUUAUCUCCUCCAAUCUCACUUGGCCUAACGGCUUAGCGGUGGACUAUGAGACUGAGAGGUUGUAUUGGGCCGAUGCAGGCAUGAAGACAAUUGAGUACGCCAACCUGAACGGGACUGAAAGGAGGGUCCUGAUUGGCAGUCAAUUACCUCACCCUUUUGGCUUGACUCUGCAUGAAGAUAAGAUUUACUGGACCGACUGGCAAUCAAAGAGUAUUCAGAGUGCAGAUAAAAACAGUGGCCUGGGAAGAGUGGUGCUGCGAGAGAACCUGGAAAAUCUGAUGGAUAUUCACAUGUUCCAUCGCCAUAGAACACCAGUGGCAUCCAUGUGUAAAAUUGACAACGGUGGCUGCAGUCACCUCUGCCUUCUCGCUCCGUUGCCCAAGGCAUACCACUGUGGGUGCCCCACAGGUAUAAACCUCCUCACAGAUGGCAAAACCUGUGCACCUGGUAUGACCAGUUUCCUCAUAUUUGCACGGAGAACAGAUAUCCGGAUGGUGUCCCUUGAUAUUCCUUACUUUGCCGACGUGGUGGUGCCUGUCAAUAGAUCAAUGAAAAAUACAAUUGCUAUUGGCGUUGAUCCUAAACAAGGGAAGGUGUAUUGGUCAGACAGCACGCUGAAUAAAAUCAGCAGAGCCAAUCUGAACGGAUCCCAACAGGAAGACAUUGUAACAACAGGGUUAAUGACGACCGAUGGAUUGGCUGUGGAUAUCAUAGGUCGUAAAAUAUACUGGACAGAUACAGGGACAAACCGCAUUGAAGUUGCUAAUUUGGAUGGAACAAUGAGGAAAGUUCUGAUCUGGCAGAAUUUGGACAGUCCAAGAGCCAUUGCUCUUCAUCAUGAGAAAGGGUUCAUGUACUGGACAGACUGGGGGGAGCAUGCCAAGUUGGAGCGUGCUGCAAUGGAUGGAUCAGACAGAAUGGUUCUUAUCAAUAGUAACCUGGGAUGGCCAAAUGGUUUAGUCAUUGACAAAGAGGGUUCCCGGCUCCUGUGGGCAGAUGCACACACUGAGCGCAUUGAGGCAGCAGACCUGAAUGGUGUGAACCGUCGUACUCUGGUCACACCUGUUCAGCACCCUUAUGGCCUGACUCUGCUCGAUUCUCACAUUUACUGGACAGACUGGCAAACGCGAAGCAUCCAGCGAGCAGACAAGAACACAGGCAGUGACAUAAUUACAGUGCGUGGAAACUUGCCUGGGCUCAUGGACAUUCAAGCUGUUGACCGAACUCGACCUGUCGGAUUUAACAAAUGUAGUGUCAGGAGCGGGGGCUGCAGCCAUCUCUGUCUCCCACGCCCCGGUGGUAUCACGUGCGCGUGUCCGACAGGAAUCCAGAUGAAAAAUGACGGGAGAACCUGUGACAAUGCUCCCGAGACCUAUCUCCUCUUUUCUAGUCGUGGCAGCAUUCGCAGAAUUUCUUUGGACACAACUGAUUACACAGACGUGCACGUUCCAGUUCCUGAGUUGCACAAUGUCAUUUCCCUGGAUUAUGACAGUGUGGAGAUGAAGGUUUAUUAUACAGAUGUCUACCUAGAUGUGAUCAGAAGUGCCAAUCUGAAUGGCAGUGGCAUGAUGACGGUCAUUGGUCAGGGUUUAAAAACGACUGAUGGUUUGGCCAUUGACUGGGUAGCAAGGAACCUCUACUGGACAGACACUGGCAGGAACACGAUUGAAGUGUCUUGGCUCAAUGGAAGCUGCCGGAAGGUACUAAUCAACAACAGCCUGGAUGAACCAAGGGCGAUUGCUGUAUUUCCUAGGAAAGGGUAUCUGUUCUGGACAGACUGGGGAAAUCUUGCCAAAAUCGAGCGUGCGCAGUUGGAUGGCACAGAUCGGAAAGUUCUCAUUAAUACAGAUUUGGGUUGGCCAAAUGGGCUAACCUUAGAUUAUGACUCAAGAAGGAUUUACUGGGUGGAUGCUCACUUGGAUAGAAUUGAGAGUUGUGAUUUGAAUGGAAAACUGCGCCAAGUUCUGGUUGGCCAAGUCAUACAUCCCUUUGCCUUAACUCAGCAUGAUCGCUGGAUUUACUGGACAGACUGGCAAACUAAAUCAGUCCAGCGUGUGGACAAAUACACAGGUCGGAACAAGGAAACCAUCCUUGCUAAUGUGGAGGGACUGAUGGACAUUAUUGUGGUCUCCCCACAAAGGCAAACAGGCACCAACUCAUGUGGUGUGAAUAAUGGAGGAUGCACACAUCUUUGCUUUGCCAGGGCAACAGACUUUGUGUGUGACUGUCCAGAUGAGCCAGAUGGACGACUGUGCUCUGUGGUUCCUGGAUAUGUGCCUCCGUUUCCAGAAACCACCCAUUCCAGUGAGAAAGCUGAUGCUGGAGGCCCGCGUAGGAACAUUGACUUUUUCCCUGCAAAGCCCACAGAUCCUGUUGAGAACAUAAAUGAGAAUUGUUCUCAGAAAGAUACAAGUCAAGGUCUCUGCGAGGAGAGUGUAAACGAAGUGUUGCCUGCAAUAAAUGGUGAAGGAUUGCACAUAAGUUACAUUGUUGGAGCGGUCUUGUCAAUAUUGGCAAUCCUGAUUCUCAUAGUUGCAGUCAUUAUAUACAGGCAUAAAAAAUCAAAGUUUAAUGAUCCAGUUGUGAGCAACUUAACCUACAGCAACCCGUCAUACCGUACAUCUACACAGGAAGUGAAAAUUGAAACUAUUCAGAAACCAGCGAUAUAUAAUCAGCUCCGAUAUAAAAAAGAGACUGCUUCAGAUAACAGUUACACAAAAGGAAAGAUAAAAAUUGUUGAAGGCAUCUGCUUGCUGUCAAACGAUGACAUGUAUUGGGAUGACUUGAAACAACUCAAGACCAUGCGAGGUGGAAUUCUUCGUGAUCAUGUUUGCAUGAAGGCAGAAACACUGUCUAUCCAGGGCAGCACAGACUCACUUGGUGACACAGAGACAGAACAACUGCUACAGGACGAACCACUGUCCGAAUGCAGCAGUGUAAACACAAGCUCACAGGAAAGAAGCAGUCUCCCCUUACCUGACACUGGCUGGAAGCACAAUCGCAAACCCUCAACUGAAAGUGAGGUCUGAUCAGAAAUAGCUUCUUCUUUCUUUCCCUUGUGUUCCACUUUAAAUAUGUUUCUAUGGCAACCUCAGAUAGUGACUGAGCAUGCUGCAGACAGUGUGAGGAUGCGGACUUUUCUUAAAAAAAAUACACAACUCAACUGAGAACUAAGUGGCACUACAAGCUGUCACCCUGGAAGACAACUCGUUACAUAAGACUGGAUAAAGGCCAAGGGAUCAUGCUCUCUUUUAAUAUUUCCAAAAUGUCUGAUGCAUAUUAACCGAUUUCUUUGUCAGAUUUACUUGAAGUGUCUGGUUUAAGCAUGAAUGUACAGAUGGUUAUCUGUAGCAUGUGGUGGCCUACUUUUCUACUGUAGAGGAUUCUGCUAUUAAAAUGGAUGUAAUUCUGUAAGUGGAGCAAAGUAAUCUUUUUUCACACUGUCUGUAGGCCUCAAAUUUCUGGGUCUUUUGAGGGACAGUAUGAAAUUCCUUGUAGUCUCAGGUAAGACUUCCGUACAGGAGGGAGAAUAUUAAAAAGAAAUAUAUAAUUAACCCUUUCAUCCUCAUUUUGACAUUCAGUCACAACUGAAGUUCUAAAUGUGCCCCGAAUCUCACUUAUCCAGGACCUUUGAAAAGUGCAGAAAGAAAUUGGCAAACAAUUGUACAGAACAAGCUGCAUUCACCCUCCAAGUAUAUGUCUAAGCACUGAUUUGCAAUUAAGAUGCUAAUUUUGUAAUUUGUCAAAUUUGCGGCCUUCAGUGAUUAUUAACUAUACUAACUCAUGAGCUAUCGAGUUAUUUCUGCUUGUAACCACUAUGUACGUUUGGAUGAAAUGUUUAAAUAUUUCAACUAGUUACAUUAAAUAGUUUAUAAAUGUGGUACAGAGGGCCCAGUAUACAGGCUACAAAUGUGUACCAGAAUUUAACUUUUUCUUUCAGACCUGAACAUGUCAGUGCUAUUUUGUGUUACUAAAUGGCAAAGCAAAGCAAUUUAAACCGGAGUGAAGUUAUUAAUAGGAAGCAGACAAUGAUAUUAUAAGUAAGUGAUGUGAGGGAGAGAUUACUAAUUUGAAUUUACAUUGAAUUUCAGUGACAAGGACUCUUAAGAUUAUUGGUGGAGAAAACUAAACCACCUUUUAAAAUUUCCAAAUAAAAUUCAAGUCUCA